Bursaphelenchus xylophilus (pine wood nematode) is the source of this 5681-nucleotide messenger RNA. Lineage: Eukaryota; Metazoa; Nematoda; Chromadorea; Rhabditida; Aphelenchoididae. The record is from the annotation of a GenBank genome assembly.
AUGAGUCGGGUCCGUUUAAGGUCACAGCCAGGCCUACACCUCGCUUUGUUCGCCAUUUUAAUUUGUCCGUUGGAAUCUCAAAACUUUUUCGAUUGCGCCACAGCUCCCGGCGAACGUGAGUUUCGAAUUUUUUUCCCUCAAAAACCCCCAAAAUUAGUUGCAAAGUUGAGGAAUUCGCAAAAUUGCGGCAAUUGUUUAUGCUGUUGACAAAAAAGGGAAUAAAUAAAAUGUUUGUCAAGCAUCGUUUGACGUGGUCGAGGGCUCUUAAGGUGCGCAAAUGGCAGGUCAAUUCGAGUCCAAAGUGAUGGGGAAAUUGGGCGACCAACAGCUGAGGGGGAGAAAAGUGUAAAAGCGAAACAUUCGUGACUUGUGCAACAGUUUGUUUGGAUUUUUAGACAACACAAUUUGAUCAAAGAACGUUGAAGGGUCAAUUAAUACAUUAGACCAUAUACCUUUCAAAAAAACCCUCUUUAUAACCUCCACAGAUUCGUCAUAUAACAAGCUAGUAUUUUUCGGGAUCGAAAUUGACGUAAUUUCUGCAAAUUUCACACAAUUUUGGAAAAAUGCCGUUUUAUACGAUGAAACCUGGAUGAAAAGUUUUUGGACACGUUUCAUCGUAUAAAAUGUCACUGUGUCAAAAAUUAAAUUGAAAUUGAUGCCAUUUUUGAAAUCUUCACAUACUUUUGGAAAAUCGCCAUUUUAUACGAUGAAAUCUAUAUGAAAACUUUUUGGACACGUUUCAUUGUAUAAAAUGUCAGUUUCGAAGGAUGUCUGUAAUUUUUUUGUGAUAGAAGUCCUUUUUCUGCUAAAAGUUGGCAAAGCCCCCUUUUUUAUACGAUGAAACCUGUUAGAAAAGUUUCGGACAAUUUUUAUCGUAUAAGAUGUCACUUUGGUUUUUUGGAGUUGUAGCAGUAGUAUGGGCUAUAUAAGAAACUUUUGUAUAACAAAACCUCUCUACAAUGAACAAUUUCAAAGGUCGAAAGAGUCAAUUUUAGGCCAAUGAACCUUCGUACAACAAAGCCCUUCUAAAACGAACAAAUUUUUAAAUGCCUUGCAAUUCAUUGUGCAGAAGAUUGACCCUAUGCACCUUAGCUAACAUUAAAAUCUAAAAAAUCAAAAAAAAAUUAUUUUUUUCGACGAACGAAAUAAAAAUUCGACAUUCCAGCCUGGCGAACGAUAUGUCAGUCGUUGGUGAAUUGGGACGUGAGCGCUCGACAAAUCCAACAACAGCAAGCUCAACUCCAGCAGAAUCGAGUUGUCGCGGCGCCCGCCGUCCCCGAGCAGCCGUGGCUGUCGCCGGCGGUGCCGCAACAAAUGGCCACGCAGCCACAGAGCUGCAUGGACUUGGACUGUCUUUGCGCUUUCAUGCAGGUAAGCCAAAAAUAUCUCCUAUGUAAUGAGAGGGUUUUUGAAAAUAAAAAUUAUGACUUUGUCGGGAAAAUAAUGAGCAUUGUAGCAUCAAAAAUCGUCGCCGAGAAAAUGAAUCGUGUUGCGGAGAAAAUCAACUUGAUUUUCACUUGAGCGACGAGGAUCGGCGCAGCGACAUUGUGCUCAUUAUUUUCCCGACAGACUGAUAUUUUUGGAAUUUGAAGCCUGUCGAAAAAAUAAUGUGACCUGGGACCGCCCAUCAUAAUUAUUAGCACCUUUCCGGCCAUAAAAUCCGAAGAAUUUCAGGGUCUCCGCGGUCCCAACAACCAAUGUCAACUCCGCAGCGGCGGUGUGCUGCAGAAAGCGAUUCGUCGCGAGAUCCGCACCCUCUCCGACGCGGAGCGUCAACGGCUCUUCCAGAUCAUGCAGCAGCUCAAGAACAACGGCCAAUACGACGCGAUGAGUUCGGAGCAUCGGGCGGUCGGCUCCUCCUCGGGCGCCCACUCCGGCCCCGGCUUCUUGCCCUGGCAUCGCGAGUUCAUGAAGCGGUUCGAGAUCAGUCUGCGGCUGAUUGAUCCAAACCUGGCGUUGCCGUACUGGGACAGUGUGAUGGAUUCGUAUUUGCCGAGGCCGGCGGAUUCGAUCAUGUUUUCGAGUCUUUUCAUGGGCGAGGCUGACGCCUUCGGCCAGGUGGUAACUGGCCCGUUCGCGGGAUGGCGAACAUUGGAGGGCAAGGCGUAUAUUCAACGGUAGGUUUGUUAUGCGCAAAGAGCAAGUUGGAGAUAAAUUAGACGGCUCCGAAAAAAUUUGAAUCUCUGUACAACCACUCGCAAUGGACCUAAAAAUUUGCUGGUUAUAGGAGGAUUUCGCUGUGUGGAAGCUCGUUUUGGCCUAAGCGAGACUCUCGAGGCCUCUGUAAUCAUUUAUUAGGCUUUUUGAAAGUGGUAUAAUACCUUUGUAUUAGAGCUUUUACUAGAGUUUGCGGUGAACCUAUGUACAGAAAAACCUCUCUUUAACAAACAAUUUGGCAAAAAACGAGCUAAUAUUUUUUGGGACCACAGUCGACAUCAUUUAUCGCAUUUUCACGACACUUUGGAAUAGCCCCAUCUUAUACGAUGGAAGCUGUCUGAAAAAUUUUUGGACAUGUUUCAUCGUAUAAAACGUCACUUUUGGAGGAUAACUGUAAAAUUCUUGCGGUAUAACCUCUCUCUGCAAAAGUCUGGCGUAGUCUCAUUUUAUACGAUGAAACCUAUCUGAAAAAGUUCUUGGGCAUAUUUUAUCGUAUAAAAUGUCAUUUUGAUUUUUUUGUGAAUGGUACCUAUGGAAACUCAAAUUUUUCGUAACAAAACCUUUCUGAAACGGACAAUUUUAGAGGUCGAAAGAGUCAAUUUUAGGCCAAACUGAACUUCCGUACAGCAAAACCCCUUUAUAACAAACAAAUUUUUCGGUCGCCUGCGAUUCGUUAGAAAUGCCUUUGACUGUGUAUACGGCCCCCCAGCAUAUCGUAAGCCUAAAUUUUUCAGCGGUCUAGCGCGAGAAGGGCGUUUGUUCAACGAGAACGACCUGAACAACGUCUACCGACAGACCCAAAUCGAGCAGGUUAUGGCGUUCACCGUGCCCGAGCAGUCGUGCCCGUACCAGCCCAACUUUGGCGCCUUGGAGUACACCCAUUCAUCGGUGCACUUGUUCAUCGGCGGAGAUAUGAAGCCGCCGGUGACGUCGGCCAAUGACCCGGUCUUCUUCUUCCACCACUCGUUUGUGGACUUGAUCUUCGAGAACUGGAGACAAAUGAGACAGUCGAGAUGGGCUAGGGAGCAGGUAAGCGCAUGAUUUUUUUAAAUAUGCCGCAACCUACUAGACAAUACCAAGGUAUCGUUCUAUGCGAUGAAACCUGCCGAAAAACUUCUUGGGCAAGUUUCAUCGUAUAAAAUGGGGCUUGAAGGUCCGCUAUAGAGAGAGUCCACUGUAGCGUUGCAUGAAGAACUAAAUAGACAUUUUAUACGAUGAAAUCUGUCCGACAAAUUUGUCGGACAGAUUUCAUCGUAUAAAAUGGUGUUAUUCCAAAAAUAAAUGCGAGUUCAACUUGCUGUACAGAAGUCCCAAACAAAAAUUUCCACUGGCGCCCUACGCAAAUAAUCAGUGUGUCAUUUCAUACGAUUAAACCUGUCCAAGAAAUUUUUGAACUGGUUUCAUGGUAUAAAAAUGGUGCUAUCCCCAAAUCGUGCGGAUGUAGCAGAAAUGACGUCUAUUUUUGCACAGAAGCCCUAAGCAAACAUUUUCCAGUCCUACCCUCCUGACAUUCCCCAAUGCUCCAACCAGCAGCACUUCUCCAACGCCAUCAUGCGUCCCUACCAAAUCACGAACCGGCAAGGCCUCUCCAACGCCUACACCGACAACCUGUACCAAUUCGCCGAACGCCCCAACUGCAACAACAACUGCGGCAACUCGCCCUACUUGUUCUGCGACAAUCGGGGCAACGCGCACUGCGUCUCCAAGGUGCGCAUGAACGGCCUUUGUCAGGGCUUCGAAGGCUUCGAUGUGUGCUUCCAGGGCGUUUGCCGCGGGGGCGUCUGCGUUCCGGGCCAGCUGCAGCGCCAGCAGGACGUGGAACAGCCCACCACACGGCCACCGAUCAUCACGGCGGCGACGCAACGCGUCGCGGCGACCGUUACGCGUACCCCCAUGGCGAACUCGUUGCGACAUUCGAGUGGGCAGAGCUUCAACCGAACCUUCGACGGGCUCCUCAAUAAUGGGGGAAAUGUCCAAGCGCCGAUGCCAAAUAUUCCAAGGGGACAGUCGGUAGGUUACAUUACAGUAGUCAUUGAGUUGAACAUAGUAAUAAUAUGUAGAAAAAAUAUGAUUUUGCACAAAGUGAUUGCGGUGAGAGUGAGCUUCCGAUAGUGGCAUCAUUUUGAACGUUGAUUUUAAAAAAUGUCCAAUAAACGCUGCACUUUUGACAUGUUUUGCACUUCCUCUUUUUUUGCUUUUUCUCACAUCUAACCCCUUUUCAAACACUAACAUUUUCCACGGCUUUCUUCAUCGCCUUUUCAGCGCCGUCGCUUCCGCCGUCCUCGGCCCCGACUCCCAGUGAUGUCGCCUUUUCCCCCACCGCCACCAGCCCAGCCCUCUUUCCAGCCGCCUUGGCAGCAGCCACAAUUCGUCCCGCAAGUCGUGCCAAGAGCACGACAAACCCAGCUUUCGCCACCCUUCAACAACGCCAUCCCCCAACGACGUCGCUUCAAACAGCUGCGCCAACGCAGUCCGCUGCGCACGCUGCGGCAACGCAGCUCGAGUGGCGCGGUCCGUAUGAAGCGCAUGAUCGAGAGCAUGCAUAUGACCAUGCUGGAGGACAAUGUAAGGCAUGCUAUGCGGGUUGUUUUGCAAUGUCGGUGUUGGGGGAGCAUUUGCAUUUCAUUGUGCUUUUACUGUAACGUUUUCAGCCGGUUUUUGUGGCUUUUCAGGCAAGUUAAAGGAAGUAAAAACUUCUGAUGACAAUUAGACAUGGCUCCCAGACAACUUUGCCGUCAUUCUCCAAAAAGUGACAUCUUAUACGAUAAAACGUGCCCAAAACUUUUCAGACAGUUUUCAUCGUGUAAAAUGGCUCUUUUCAAAAAUUAUGUGAAAACCUAAGAAAUUACGUAAAUUUGGAUGUCAUUUUUUCUUGAGUUACAUUUUAUACGAUAAAAUAAAACUGUCAAAAAACUUUUAAGACAAGUUUCAUCGUAUAAAGUGGCCCCUUUCCCGCGGCAAAUAUGCUUACACAUGGUCGAGUGGUAGUCAGGCCCGGCCUGGUUAGGCCCACAAGUGUAUAACAACAACUGACUGACCUUUGCCAUUUUUAUUCCAUAUUUUGGAGCCGAAAAAAAUCACGAUAGCGACAAACUUCAGAUGUCGCAAAAACCAAUUUUCGCCAAAAAACAUUUUUUACCGCCUUUUAUUCCCCUGCCAACCCUGAAUCAUCGUUUUUUCAGCUUAAAAAUCCUGUGAAGCCGGCGGCGAACAUGACGCUGGUCACCGCCAACUGCUUCAACGACGAUCCCUGUUGCGGCGCGUGGUCCGCCAAAGCCGAAUGCAACGCGAACCCCAUCUUCAUGAAGCAGUAUUGCCGGCGCUCCUGCGGGGUGUGCCACUCGAACGUGACGGAGGUGGAGGGCUGCCAGGACCGGCACAUCUCCUGCCAGUACUGGAAGCAGAGCGGCGAGUGCAGUCGGCGCCGCCAAUGGAUGGCGGAGAACUGUCGGCGCAGCUGCGGCUGGUGCAACGUCAGCGAGAAGCAGCUGUGUCAGCAUGUCGCCAUGAUGAGUCGGAUGUGA